Molecule: messenger RNA, 5265 nt
Organism: Symbiodinium sp. CCMP2592
Lineage: Eukaryota; Dinophyceae; Suessiales; Symbiodiniaceae
Source: the annotation of a GenBank genome assembly
AUGCUGGCCUCGCUGGAGCAUUCCCUGCCACAUCUUCCAGCUUGUAAGGCGGUUGCUGGAGGGCUCGGGAAAGUCAUGGACUUAAUCGCGAAGCAUCAUCCAACAGACAUCCUCAUGAUCCACCCGAAGGUUGCAGAGGACGACAGGGUGCAGUACUCCAAUCUGGACGCGGAAGAAUCAUCCAUCCAAGUCCGUGUCGACGGCAGCUUGGAGACCGUCAGGGUGUACCGAUCCAAACCGGUUCGCGAGCACGACGGAGUGCGAAGGCAGUUUCUGUUGCUUUCUCAUCCUUGGUUUGAGGAGCGUGUACGGCAGUCGUUAUAUCCGAAUCCUCUGUCCCGCAGAAAGGUACUUCAGUUCUUCUCCCUGUGGAAUCAAUGUGUUGGUAAGCUGUUGGUUGCAUAUUCUCCGGAUGUGUUUCACUGUCCUGACUUCCACUCAGCUGUUGCUCCGUGGUAUGCUCUACCAGCAUGCCCGCAGCUUCGGAUGAUUUUGGUACUUCACAAUGCAGAAUACCAAGGCUCAAUUGCAACGGAUAUGCUCACCUCAGAUCAGCUUCAGGUCAUGGCUGAAGUGUUCAAUCUGCCGAAGAUGUUUGUCAAGCAACAUCUUGUGUUCGAAGGGCGCUUCAACAUGCUGAAGGCUGCCGUGGACUUCCUGCUGGAGAAGCAGCAAGGGGUUGGAGCUUGUGCAGUUUCUGAAUACUAUGCUGCGGAGUGUCACUCCAGGUACAGCGUUUUCUGGAGGCUUCCAAAGUUCCGUGGCCUUGACAAUCCCAUGCUGGAGGAGGAGCGGGCAACUUUGCGAGUUGACCUCAAGACUCAGAAGGGCGAAGCCAAAGCCCGAUGCCAAGUGCGUUUCGGCUUGAAAGAAGACCCAGAUGCCAGGCUCUUCGUUUCACUUGGCCGUCUUGUUAGGCAGAAGGGUGUCGACCUAUUAGCAGAUGUGACAGAGUGGCUCCUCUCCACCUACCCCCAGGCCCAGCUGAUUGUCAUUGGGCCACCAGCUGAUGGCUUUGGCUUCUACGCGGCACGAAAGCUCGAAAAACUUGCGGAGGCGGCAGCCUUCAAAGGGCGGCUCAGUGUCUGUUGCGAGUUCCUUGAAGUUCCAGAGGACCUGAAAUGGGCCAGCGACUUUUGCUUGAUGCCCUCGCGUGAUGAGCCAUUUGGAUACGUAGACGUGGAGUUUGCGUGGCGCGGAGCCGUGAUUGUGGGUGCUCAGGCCGGUGGGCUGGGUAAAGUACCCGGCUUCUAUUAUGUUGCGCAGAACAGAGAGAGCCUAACGCGGCUGAGACGGGAGCUGCGAAGCGUCAUCUCUGCAGCGAUGCGCGCAGGGAGCUCUGCUCUCCAUGCCCUGUCCAGACAGGCUUUGCAGUGCAAUUUUCCUGUGGAGGACUGGCAAAAGAGAUUGCUUGACCUGUACGAGCAGGUCGCCGAGACGCGUACGCCGCGUGACCUCGGAGAGCUCGGCCUCGGGUCACCUGCGAGGUUGUCGGCAACUUGGUUUCCUACACACCACGCAGAACUGGGGGAGUCUGUGGAGGCUUCAGGCCCUUCGGCUGUCUCCUUCGCUGGCUCCUACCUGGAAAGCCAAGACGGGUCUCACGAACUGCCCACCGAGGAGUUCAUCCUUCGCCAGGAGCUGUCCGAGGAAGAGCUGAACACGCUGGUCAGAGCCAAGCUGGAUGUUUUAGAUCAGGAUAUCGAGACUGUCUUGCGCAGCAUCGGUUCCGACAGAGACCUGGAGUAUGAAACAAGUCCUGUGUCAAAGUGGCUCACGGGCCACUGGCUAGGAACUGCCCGGAUUCACUGGCUAGUGUCAUGCGGAUACAUCGCAUGCCCACUAUCAUCAUUGCUGAUUCUAGUCGUGGCCACAGAAUGGGGGAUUCGAGGUUCCACGGAGCUUCCGGAAUGGUUUAAGCGGUUCCCAUGGUUCAAGACUGUAUUCGGCAAUGGAGGCUUGGACCCACCCAUUUUGAACAUGCUCUUGUUCUCGACCAACGCCCUCUCUACAGCCCUGGGUGCACCGUUGUGGACAUUCGCCGCCUGCUGGAUACAGCCUCGCAGGCUGCUAGCAGCUGCCAUGCUUUUCCAGGUCCCUGUCCUGCUCACAAUGCUCGUGGUUCAUCGGCCCAAUGUUUCACUUGCAACAUCCGUGGUGUUUCUGCAAGGUUUGUUCAGCUCUGGCUCGCUGCUCUUUGUGGCAUUCAAUUUCAUGCUCUCUAUCAAAGCAGACAUCAGCCACGCGGCCAAGCGGAUGGGAAUCUUGGAGAUGGUCAGGAACGCCGUCACAUGGCUCAUCACAGGCUACAUCUUUUUGACAUCGCCUUCAACGCAAGUUGGCUCAGAGGAGCAACCGCUGCCACCUUCGGUGAUACUUCUUCUAACACCCCUGGCAUUGCUGACUUUCUUGGCCACCGUUGUGCCAGGCGCACUUUUUCUGGCGGCUCCGGGCCCAUAUCGCGAAGAUCGAUUACCAGGCUGGGAGCUGAACCUCUUUUGCAAACGGCGGACGUUCAUCAUCCUUUCGCUUUCGGACGUCUUGGGUUGCCUAGCCCUCUUCCCUAGCACUUGUUACAUCCGCUGGUGGUUCGCCAAUGGCUGGAAAGGGCAAGAUCUCGCAUGGCUUAGCCUGGUUUUUGCCAUGCUCCUAGCAGUUGUGACCUAUUGCUGGGCAAAAACACUCGAGCACGCGACAGUGCACGGUCUUGCCCUUUUGAUUGGCAUAACGUUGCUGCUGCCACCAGCGCCUAUGCUGCGUGCUGUUGUGCAGGACGAGGUGUCGACCUUUACGUUCUUUGGUCGUUCAGAUACUGCAUUGGCUAUUUGUUGCUUGUCGCUGAUCCUUGAAGGAAUUCGUUCCUCCUCGGCAUGGGCCGUGAAGGUUCGGGUGCUGAAUUCGAGGUGGAGGCUUCUGAGCUAUGGGACGAUUUCGGUGAUUCUUCAAGGACUGGCCAGUCUGGUCUCUCCCUUCCUCUGCGAAGUCAUUGCACGAAGACGCGGCAGCUCUUUCAUUUCUGAUAAUGAGAAGGAGCUGGCCAACGCAUCACUCGUUUCAGUAGUUCCGCUCUGCUUGGCCCAGUUUGUAGUGCAAAUGUUUGCCGCACCCUGCAUCCGACAAGACCUUGGGGUUGCAUCCUCGAGCUCUCUGUAUCGUAACCCUCCACGUCGCGCGAGCAUAAACCAAGACCGCUGCGGCUGUCUUUGCAGGACAAUGCAAACUUGCUCCAUAAAGCAUGCGAUGGCUUUGCGAAGAUUACCCCCCAGGCUGGCCAUAGGCUGCGGUUGCGGCCUUGGGAUAGCAGCCCUUGUCAUAGAAGUGGUGCUGGUCCAUAAGCCUUUUCCCUUCGAACCAGCUCGGCGGUGUUUACAGCCGGGCAUCUCACGAAGCCUGUGUCGCCUCAUCGCGGACGAGACGGACACACGCCCGGCUGAUACCUUCGCUGAAUUUGGGCGUGGCCCAUACGGAACGAACAAGUUCGGCCAAAGUACGACUGGCAAGUUCAACUGUCACCAGCGAAUGAAGCGGCUCAACGGGAAUACUUUCGCCUUCUGGAACGAAGGCCGCUGCCAGGUGUGGAGCUGCGAUCCUCGCUUUCCUGGGCAGAUUCCGGAUCAGCCACUAGUGGGUGCUGAAAUCUGGUCAAGGCAUUGCAACAUGUCCAUGCAGAACCACAUCAUGGUGCACCUUUUCGAGUGGCCCUGGCCUGCAAUUGCUGAGGAGUGUGAGACAUGGCUGGGGCCUGCUGGCGUCACUGCUGUGCAAGUUUCACCACCAACUGAGCAUGUUCUGGGAGACUCCUGGUCUACGCGAUAUCAACCGGUUUCCUUCAAAUUGGAUUCACGCUCGGGCACACCGGCUCAGUUCUCGGACAUGAUCUCCAGGUGUCAGAAAUCUGGAGUGUCCAUCAUGGUGGAUACCAUCCUGAAUCACAUGGCUUCACCACUGGUGCAAUCACCCAAAAAGGAUCGUGGCAAGAAGUGCGGCCAGUCGGAGGAUACACCCACGUCAUCCAAAGCUCCCUGCGUUGGCUGGUCUGGAACAGGGUAUGGCAAUCGAGAGUUUCGACACGGCACGCUUGGCUUGGACUAUUUCGAGCGGCAAGAUUUUCACCACUAUGAAGGAAAUUUCGAGUCCAAUUGCGGUCUUCCGCCCUGGACGAAUAACCGCUUCUUAUGUGAUUUGUAUGCCCUCGUGGACCUCAACACUGAGAGUGUAGCUGUCCAGCAGCAGCUCCAGAGCUACUUGAAGGUUCUGUUCGAGAGGGGUGUGACCAUGCUGCGCUUGGAUGCGGCGAUGCAUGUCUACCCAGAGUCUUUCCUCAAGAUCCUGGAUCCUUUUCCUUUUGAUUACAUCGUGCAGGAGUUCUUCCCGGGCCCACUGAAGUUCGAGCAGGACACUUUGCGAAAAGCAACCACCGUCGGGUCCCUGACCAACUUCGACUUCGGUCAACAAGUCGCCCAGGUGUUGUUCGACUCAUGGCAGGAUGGAAAGUGGAAGAACAGGACUGCGAAUUUUGCAGACCUUCUCCACAUAGGAUCACCAUCCACAGACUGCGAUUAUGCGAUCUGCAAAACGGUGUACCCACCAGAACAUUCCUUGCUGUUCGUCGACAACCACGAUCAGCAGAGACAGCUUUGGAAGCCCGAGAAGGGCGGACCUCCGGGAAGUCCUGUGUGCCGUUGGAACGGCAAGGAUGUAGCAGACUGCCGCCCAAUCUACAAGCAUGGCCUGGAGUACAAUCUCGCGCAGUUGUUUAUGCUGGCAUGGCCAUAUGGAGAUGCAGUACGGCUGAUGUCUUCCUAUGCUUGGGAGGACUUUGAUCAAGGGCCUCCUGGUGUUCAGCCGGACUCGCUGCACGACAGCCCAAGCUCUCCGCUGAGGAGAUGCAGAACAACACCAAGCACAUCUCCUGUAACCGAGCUUUACGAUCAGGACACAGCACAUCCUUGGGUCUGCGAACAUCGCUGGCAGGGUGUUCCUGGCCUGAUCCGCUUCCGGAAACUUGUUGGCCCUGGUGCAAAGGUCAACCAGUCGUGGUCUGAUGCUUAUGGACAUGUGGCUUUCGGUGUCGAAGAAACUGCCUUCGUUGCGUUGAACCGCGGGUUCAACUGGGUGACCCAAAUCGGGACGUCCACGCCGUGGCAGCUUCACGGCAUGAAUACCUCCUUACCCUCAGGUGCUUACUGCAACUUGGCCCUGGCAACGCAGCCUGUUCCGGAAAGUUGGGCGGGUUCCUGCUUCGGUGAUGCCACAGUGGAUGUC